Perca fluviatilis (European perch) is the source of this 5617-nucleotide messenger RNA. It is a transcript of the gene snx13, whose product is annotated as sorting nexin 13. Gene Ontology annotation, molecular function: phosphatidylinositol binding. Lineage: Eukaryota; Metazoa; Chordata; Actinopteri; Perciformes; Percidae. The transcript has 25 exons. Gene Ontology annotation, cellular component: early endosome. The record is from RefSeq and is a predicted model, not a curated record. Bases 295 to 3234 code for a protein of 979 amino acids.
GUGUAUCGUUACAGUAGUUUGUUUUUCAGUGAUAGACACGGCUAGCUAGUUAGCUUGUAGCAGCUAGCGCCUUCGCGUUAGCCCCAAAGUAGCCCCACAGGUAAACACAGCCUGACAGGGAGAGGACGGCACACAGCCGCUGUGCUUUCAGAAAGGCUGUCUUCUAUAAGUGGCAAUCAGCCCGGGAUUAGCUACAUAGGUAACGCUAAGUUAAUACGAUGAGCUCAGGAUAUCCUCACUGUCAACACCGUGCUUGAAUUUACACAGGCUAUGUCGGUAGUAUGCGUUUAGAGUAUGAGUAACGUCCCUCUACAACGAAUUUCUUCUACAUCACAACAAACACAGGCCAGUCUGUCCAUCUGGGGAUGGGGGGGUCUUGGAGUCGUGCUGUUCCUCGUCACCUUUGGACCCUUUGCCAUAUUCUACCUGGCCUUUUAUAUCUUCUGCUUCAUUGGAGGGGGCUUUGCGGUCACUCUGCUGUAUGGAAAGAUCAACUCAGAGAAACACCUGGAAAAGUGCGAGCAGUCUUACUUGCCACCCACACAAAUUGGUAUACUAAAGACAUUGGAUGAAAUGAAGCUGGAGAUGAAGCCCAUAAAGAUUGACCGGAGACUGACUGGCUCCAGUUUCAUAGAUGAACCACUACAACAGGUGAUCCAGUUUGCCCUGAGAGAUUAUAUCCAGUACUGGUACUACACUCUGAGCGAGGAUGAGUCCUUCUUAUUGGAGAUCAGACAGACGUUGCAGAAUGCCCUCGUCGAGUUUUCUACACGGUCCAAAGAGGUGGACUGGCAGCCUUACUUCACCACUCGCCUGGUGGACGACUUUGCCACCCAUUUACGUGUCUUUAGAAAAGCCCAGGAUCGCCUCGCUGACAGAGAGGACAAGCAAAGGGACAUAACUGAGGAGCUGGUGGACUCCUUCUUUGAGGCCGAGGUGGAGAUGGAAAGGAAGAUUUGUCGAGACGUAGUGUGCACUUCACACAAAGAUGAAGAAGGUUUUCUUCGGGACUUGUGUGAGUUGCUUCUUUAUCUGUUACUACCUCCUGGAGAUUUCCACAACAAGAACAUGAGAUACUUCCUAAGGGAGGUGCUGGCGCGUGGUGUGCUACUUCCUCUGAUCAACCAGCUUAGCGACCCAGAUUACAUCAACCAGUUUGUCAUCUGGAUGAUACGGGACUCCAGCUGUAACUAUGAAGCCUUCAUGAACAUCCUGAAGCUGACAGAUAAGCCUCCUGAGCUGGAAGCCGUCAAGGACAAGGUGCUAGAGGAGCUGCAGUACCUCCGCUCUCUGGACACCGCAGGAGAUGACAUCAAUGUGAUUAAGAACCAGAUUAACAGUCUUCUGUUUGUGAAGAAGGUGUGUGAGACCAGGAUCCAGAGACUGCACUCUGGCAAGGAGGUGGAUGCCUUGAAGCUGGCAGCCAACUUUGGCAAGCUAUGUGUUAUCCCACUGGAUCACAUCCUCAUCCACAACAUAGCCCUGCAGUUCUUCAUGGAUUUCAUGCAGGCAGCAGGUGCCCAGGCAGAGUUGUUCUUCUGGCUCACAGUGGAGGGCUACAGGGUAACGGCACAGCAGCAACUGGAGGCCAUGCAGGGCUGGCAGAAAGAUGGCAAAAAGCAGCCCUGCGCCACCAAGGGGCUGCUAAAGGCCGCUGCACUGGGUGUCUAUGAACAAUACCUCUCGGACAAGGCGUCUCCCAGGGUGCAGGUGGACGAGGCAUCCGUAACAAUACUAGGGGAGAAGCUACAGAAAGAUGACCCUACACCAGAGAUAUUUGAUGAAAUCCAGAGAAAUGUGUAUGACAUGAUGCUACGUGAUGAGCGCUACUACCCCUCAUUCAAGCAAAGUCCUCUUUACGUCCGCAUGCUAGCAGAGCUGGACAUGUUGAAAGAGCCGAGCUACCGGGGAUCUGAUGACGGUGAUGGAGAAUCCUUCAAUGGCUCUCCCACAGGAAGCAUAAACAUAUCUUUGGACGACUUGUCAAACUCCUGCCAUGAUGAAUCUAUGCACCUACAUGCUUUCAUCUCCGACACAGCUGACGCUUGUCUCCCCGGCUUUUGGGGUACCGCAGGGGUUUGCAAUGACCACGGUAAGACCUACGCGCUGUACGCCAUCACUGUGUUCAGACGCAACCAUGACGGCAGUGAGGACUGCUGGAAGACCUAUCGCCGCUACUCAGACUUCCACGACUUCCAUAUGAGGAUCACUGAACAGUUUGAAAACCUGGCGUCGAUCCUUAAGCUGCCAGGGAAGAAGACAUUCAACAACAUGGACAGAGACUUCUUGGAGAAGAGAAAAAAAGACCUCAAUGCUUAUCUACAGUUGCUGCUGAACCCAGAAAUGGUGAAGGCCUGUCCAACUCUGAUUCCUUAUGUCUAUGACUUCCUAGAGAACAAGGCCUACAGCAAGGGGAAGGGGGAGUUUGCACGCAAGAUAGACACAUUUGUAAAUCCUCUGAGGAGUUCCAUGAGAAACGUGUCCAACGCGGUGAAGGGCCUGCCAGAUAGUCUGGCUGAGGGCAUGACCAAGGUGUCUGAUAACAUGGGCCGCAUGUCAGAAAGACUGGGUCAGGACAUCAAACAGUCCAUACUCAAGGUGCCUCCACUCCUCCCCAAGUCUGACAUUGACCCUGAACACUGUCGAGUCUCUGCUCAGCUUGAUGACAACGUGGAUGAUAACAUCCCUCUGAGGGUAAUGCUGCUACUGAUGGACGAAGUGUUUGACCUUAAGGAGAAAAACCAGUGGCUGCGCAGGAACAUUAAGAACCUGCUGCAGCAGCUCAUCAGGGCCACGUAUGGAGACACUAUCAACAGGAAAAUUGUGGAUCAUGUGGACUACUUGACCUCACCUGAGCAGGUUGCAGACUACGUCAAGAAGUUCAGGGAUUCCUACUGGCCCAACGGUAUUCUGGCUGAGACGGCGCCACGUCGCGACAAGAGCAUCCGCAUGAGAACACGAAUAGCUGCCAAGACCAGUCUGCUGGGCAUCAUGCCAGACGAGCUGAAGCACAUCAUCGGAGCGGACACCACGAGAAAGGGCAUACUCCGCGUCUUCGACAUGUUUCAGUACCAACCCACGAACCGUCGGCUAGUCUACGUUUUCCUGGAGGGCUUCUUGGAGACGAUGUUCCCCCUGUACAAAUUCCCCGAGCUCUUUGUCAAGCUGCACUCCCGCUCACCACGCAUCCACAGAUAUAGCCAGAAACUCAAAUCCUCCUCUCUCAAGAGGUGACAGGAGAGGACACAGGCGGCGGUACAUGGGCCGACUAGACACACACAGACUUGAGAGCUAAGAAUGGGUGGGGCUUGAUGUGAACAUUGGGGUAUGUGUGUGUGAUUUCUGCCCUUCCACUUUCCUCACACACUCUUUUCAGUGAAAACACUCCACUUAUCUAGCUGGUUAUUUCUGUCAAGACAGAACUGAAGGAUGAACAACACACUCUUUCCUCCUCUCACUCUGUGUGACACACACACACACAUACAUGCAAACAUAAAUCCUGUAGUUUGCACCCAGACUGAAAAUGGUCUUUUCUUAUAGUUUAGAUAUUUUCCCUCUUCCUUUUAGGACUUUUUAGUUGUGUUUAGCUUUAUCCUGGGCCAGCCAAUGCUGCUUACUCCUAGUCCAGAGAGCAGACCACAAAUACUGUAUUGUUUUUAAACUACUAGAGUAGAUAGCAUAGACCCACACCUUGCCUUACCUUCCCGCUUCUGUCUUUUGGCCAGCACUCUCUACCAUCUCAAUGACCUGGCAAUUCGGCUGUUGUCAAACUUACCUUUAUGCUGUAGACAUUUCAUCUGCAAAAGCUGCACACUUGUAAACAUGCAACAAUAUUUGUUUUCAUAGCAACCAAAUAUGUCAAUAGCACUGGGUUAAAAAGGCGCUGUUUUUAAAAUGCGACUGAACAAAUAUGGGUCGAAAGAGAUGAUUUAGAUUUUUUUCAGCCUCAAAGCCUCUCUUGAGACAUGAGUUGUUGUUUUUUUUUCUCUUUCCAAGUUACAUUAUCUGUACCACCCAUGAUUCUGAAAGAAUAGAUCCACAUCCCCUUUAACGCUACUGUCAUAACCUGGGAUGACCAAAGCUCAUGCUGUUCCAUUCGUGUGUGUGCACUGGUUUGACAUUGGGAUACUCUGAACAUUACUGUGCUUCACAUCCUUAAUCAUGUGAGGAAAGAGAAUGCAAAGUUGACCUUUACCGACUUAAAAGGUGAGGCUGUGAGGACAAACUGAAGUGUGUUAUAGUUGUGGGAGGCUCAGCUCUGGCUCUCCAAGUGCACUAUCAAAGAAUGUACUCUCUGGUCUAGUGUAUUUGGCUUGUGUAGAAUUUUGUGUGAGUGAGUGGGUGUGUGUGGGUGUGUGUGUGUGUGUUUUAGCACGAAGAUGCAACCCUAUACAGUCAAAACCUGUGCCAGUGUGAGCUAGUGAACCAGCCUUAAAACUAUAAACAGUGUAUACUGACCAAGAGACGCACGCUAGACAUAGCUCUCCGUCACUCGACUGAACGUUACAAGGAAAUCAAGAUAAAGAUAUGGAGAUAUAUCCCUAAUCACUUUUAUUCAGAAAAAUGUCUUUAAUUUUGUGCAAUAUUUUUUUUCUUCCUUUAAUGCAUGUGCAUUUUGAAUCAUUGUAUUCUGAAAAAAGUAAUUAUUUGGGUUUUAAUAAUAGAAAACAUGAAAGAAGCUUCCCCAGAAAUGUCUUCUUAUACGAACAACUUUACAUUCCGUUGUUGUAAAAGUACAAUGUUUAUUUUACGGACUUGUUUUAAAAGUCUGAAUUUUUUUGUUUUUGGUGUGUGGGGUAUUUUACACUUAUCCCUAGCCUACUCGUACAGAAUCUGUGUUUGGGUAUCAAUUGGACAGUGGUAGGGGGUUUUCUGUGUUGCAGCCCGAUGAUUAGGUCAUUGGACUAUAGCUAGUUUAGAGGCAGCCUCAAACAACUGUUUCUUUUUAAGUCAUAAGUGGUGUUUUAUUCAUUCAAGUCUGUUCUGUUGAGGUUAAGAUCUUUGUUAUUAACUGACUGCUGGAGGGACCCCCCUCUAUCCAAUAGGCUCACAGGAGAGCCAUAGCCAGUGACCAAUGGAUUCACUGCUAAUAAGCACUUACCGUAGCAACCGUGGGAGGGCCACUCCCAUUGGCUGGACGGAGCUCCAUUCUGCUGCAGUCAUUGGAUGGAACCCCCUGCUUUCAUUUGCUUGCACUGAGCAGCCCUGGUUGACUCUGAUUGGCUGAGUAGGAGGACAUGAAUUGUAGCCUCGCUUACUGGGAGGUGAAUAUUUGUUCCCACGGUGAAGGAGGAGUCACUUCUAACUUUCUGUACGUCUCUCCAUACAGGAAGGCUUGUCUUUUUUUAACCCCAGUAUUUAUGAAUCUAUGAUAAUGAAAAUUGUGCAUAUAUGUGUACAGUAUGUGUUAAUAGUGUGCCUAAAUGUACUGUCAACUCUAUUUUCAUAUUUUUCUUUAACCUAAAAAAAAAAAUCAAUCAGAAUGUCAUGAUCAUUUUACGCGACUGAAAAUGACUUUAGGAUGUUUUUUUUGCAUCAUGCUUAUCAAACUCUUCCUUGUGAGCAAUUGUGCUCAGAUCAGUAUAACACUAAUAAAAGGUAACUCAGACUAACUGAC